Molecule: messenger RNA, 2772 nt
Organism: Ylistrum balloti
Lineage: Eukaryota; Metazoa; Mollusca; Bivalvia; Pectinida; Pectinidae
Product: tripartite motif-containing protein 2-like
Exons: 5
Coding region: 1-2772 (923 amino acids)
Biological process (GO): protein polyubiquitination; proteasome-mediated ubiquitin-dependent protein catabolic process; negative regulation of translation
Molecular function (GO): translation repressor activity; protein binding; ubiquitin protein ligase activity
Source: RefSeq, a predicted model, not a curated record
AUGAAUCACCCCAAUCAGACCGGGUUCGAGGAUGCCUUCAGAGACAAGUCCUCUUACAUAAAACUACUCAAGUGUUUCACUGGUGAGGAUUUACAAACUUCCGGCCAGUUCGGCAGUAACGGCCUGACUGCUGAUAUAGUGACAAUCAGAUCGGAUGUCACCAUUAUUAGUGUUGAUUUCCCGGAUUCACGCUCCUGUCCCAGUGUUGAUUUCCUGGCUUCACGCUCCUGUCCCAGUGUUGAUUUCCUGGCUUCAAGCUACUGUUCUGAUGUAGACUUCCCGGCUUCACGCUCCUGUCCCAGUGUUGAUUUCCUGGCUUCAAGCUACUGUUCUGAUGUUGACUUCCCGGCUUCACGCUCCUGUCCCAGUGUUGAUUUCCUGGCUUCACGCUCCUGUCCCAGUGUUGAUUUCCUGUUUCCAAAGGGAGGUAACUCUCGAAUCAUCAUGGCAGAGAGUUUUUCGGUGAUGCGUCAGAUUGACCAACAGUUACUUAGUUGUGGGAUAUGUUUGGAGAGAUACAUAUCACCGAAGGUCUUGCCCUGUCUACACACAUUCUGUCAGAAGUGUUUGGAUAGCUACAUCCCACCAGAAAGUCUUUCCAUAACCUGUCCCAUUUGCCGACAACAGUCUAUACUACCACAAGAGGGCGUUGAAGCUCUUCAAUCGAACUUCUUCAUCACGAAUUUGAUCGAGGUGAUUGAAAACCCUAAGGUGUGUCGGGAUUGUGGUAAGGAGAGCGGGACGUCCAUGUCUAAAUGUGUUGAAUGUGGAGAUUACUUAUGUGAAAAGUGCACCGACUCUCAUCAGACCGAGGACCUAACGAAAGAGCACAACGUCAUACUGCUAGCUGACGUCACAGGAUACGCAGAUAAAUCGAUCGAUAUGACGCUUGUCUGUCCUAACCAUGACGGUAAUUCUCUGUUAUACUAUUGCUGUGCAUGUGAAACGGCCGUGUGCAAAGAUUGCACAGAUGUGGAGCACAUUGGUCACAAGACGAUGCUUCUUGAGGAGGCCAUUUUAGACCAGAAAGGUCAAUUAGAGGACUUGGUGACGAAAGCGAGAGACCAGAUUCCUAAUUUGGAAGCAGCUAUCGAAACUGUUGGAUCAGUUACAGCAAAUCUUCACGAAAAUAACUCAUUUGCGGAGGAUAAAAUCAAAACUGCAUUUAGCGAUCUACGGAAAAUGAUGGAAGAGAGAGAAACCGCGCUUCUUGGAGAACUAGCGACGAUUUACGACCACAAAAGACUUACUCUUGAAGGCCAAAAAGAGCGCCUAGAGAGUAUCCUAUCUAGAAUGUCUAACUGUUGUGAUGUGACUGAUGAAACCUUAAAAAGUGGAAGUGAAACAGAAAUAUUGCUUAUAAAGAAAGAAAUGUCGGAAAAAUUGAAAGAACUUCCAGCUCUUAGACUUCAAUUUCAGCCCGAGGAGAAUGAAUGUUUGAUUUUUGACCCAAGUCACUUCCAGAGUCUAAAAAAGCUAAUGGUUAAUGUAGGAAAUAUUAAUAGUAAUAGCGCUAUAGCGUUUGAGACAGUUGCAAGUGGUGACGGCCUCAAGGUAUGUCACAUCGGAAGACCCUCUAUAAUUACCGUAACAACCAAGGACAGGAAAGGGGAGUUAAUAAAGAUAGGAUUUGCAUCUCUCUCGGCCGAAAUACGUGAUGAUUCCGGACAUUCACAGUCUCCUGCAAUUAUCGAUCACCAGAAUGGCACGUACGAAAUUUCGUAUACUGUUAAAAAAGAGGCUGUCUAUGAGCUUGACGUCAAGCUUUAUGGUCAACAUAUUCGGGGCUCCCCAUUCAAAAUCAGGGCUCUUUCCGGUGCUGAUGAAGGAUCUGAUCAUCUUGGUAGUUCGUCAAAAAUCCCGAGAACCGUUGUCAAACAAAAGGGUACGAAACGUCUAUCAAGUUCAAGGUCACAUGGAUCAAACCGUCGUAGCAAUCCUAUCGAAGACGACCUGCUGAUGAGGAUUGGCAUCAAAGGGCGAAAUAAGGGUGAGUUUACCAACCCACAAGGUGUGUGUGUGGUGGGAGGAAAGACGCUUGUAGCUGAUAGUAACAACCAGUGUGUUCAGGUGUUUAGUGAAAUCGGCGAUUGUAAACUCAGAUUCGGGACUCCAGGUCGCGUGGCAGGAAAGCUCCAAAGACCCACAGGAGUGACUGCCACACUGAACGGUAACUACCUAGUGGCGGACUAUGACAACAAGUGGAUUAGUGUGUUUUCCCCAGAGGGCAAAUACGUUAACAAAAUAGGAACCGGGAAACUACUGGGUCCCAAGGGGAUCGCCGUGGACAAGAACGGACAUAUCAUUGUCGUGGAUAAUAAAGGAAGUUGUGUUUUUAUAUUUCAAUCUAACGGUAAACUGAUAUCAAAGUUCGGAUCUCGGGGAAACAAUGACUGGCAGUUCGCAGGCCCACACUACGUGGCUGUGAACAAGGAUAACGAUAUACUUAUCUCAGAUUUCCACAACCACUGCAUUAAAGUGUUUGACAGUGAGGGAAACUUCCUCAGUAGCUUCGGAUCAAAUGGGGAAGGCAACGGUCAAUUCAACGCUCCCACCGGAUUAGCGGUAGAUAGCAAUGGAAACAUCCUGGUGGCAGAUUGGGGAAACUCACGGAUCCAGGUUUUCGACAGCACCGGAUCUUUCCUCAGUUUUGUCAACUCUUCCGCCGAGCCUCUUUAUGGACCGCAGGGACUGGCGGUCACAGACGACGGUCACGUGAUUGUAGCCGACUCUGGAAACCACUGUUAUAAAGUCUAUAAAUACCUUCAGUGA